This is a messenger RNA of Anguilla rostrata (American eel), 5784 nucleotides long. RefSeq names its product formin-like protein 2. NCBI's taxonomy places the organism in Eukaryota, Metazoa, Chordata, Actinopteri, Anguilliformes, Anguillidae. The record is from RefSeq and is a predicted model, not a curated record. Gene Ontology annotation, biological process: cortical actin cytoskeleton organization; regulation of cell shape; cell migration. Gene Ontology annotation, molecular function: small GTPase binding; actin filament binding. Gene Ontology annotation, cellular component: cytosol. The transcript has 27 exons. The coding region runs from base 492 to 3749 and encodes 1085 amino acids.
GGGAGGCCAGUCUGAAAGGGCUCAUUGUGUUGAAUGUGAAUGUAGAGUAAGCUGUAUGGUGUGUGGAUGCUGUGUACUGUAUCGCUUGUCAGUACUGGAAGGAUUAACCAGCUACACAGAGGACCGCUAAGCUUGAAUCAUGCACACCAUCACCAUUACGACAAACUGGGAGUGGUGCAGAAAUUGUGCAAGAUACGGAUAGGAACACGUUUUAUUUUGCUUCAACGCCUUGCUUGAUUAUUUCUUCACUGGAAAUGAAUGAAGAUGGUCAGACUAUUCAGAAUUGUUUUUCUUGAAUUAGAUUGUUUUUAAUACGUCUCGUUUUGCUGUCUUCGCCACGUUUGUUUUGCUGGAAGUGGGCUGGACUGGGACAAAACUGGAGAGUUCGCUAGAGGCAUUCUGCCCAGGAUUGAUUUUUGUCUCGCUUUGAUUUUUUUUUUAAGUCGAAGAGUAAGGCUGGAAAUCUGCCAUUCAUACAGACUAGCUACAAUAUGGGGAACGCAGGCAGUAUGGAUUCUCAGCAGACUGAUUUUAGGGCUCACAACCUGCCCCUGAAAUUACCGAUGCCCGACCCAGGUGAAUUGGAAGAAAGAUUUGCCAUCGUUUUGAACUCCAUGAACCUUCCGCCGGACAAAGCCAGGCUGCUCCGCCAGUACGACAACGAGAAGAAGUGGGAGCUGAUCUGCGAUCAGGAAAGAUUUCAAGUGAAGAACCCCCCGCACACCUACAUCCAGAAGCUGAGGGGCUAUCUGGACCCAGCGGUCACUCGGAAGAAAUUCCGCAGAAGAGUACAGGAGUCCACGCAAGUCCUGCGAGAACUGGAAAUUUCUCUAAGAACCAAUCACAUCGGGUGGGUCCGAGAAUUCUUAAAUGAAGAGAACAAAGGUCUUGACGUCCUGGUUGAAUACCUUUCUUUCGCACAGUAUGCAGUCACGUUUGACUAUGACAGCCUAGAAAACAACAUGGACAACGCAGUGGACAAGUCCAAGCCGUGGAACCGCUCCAUCGAGGACCUCCACGGGGGAAGCAACCUCCCCUCUCCCGUGGGCGGGAAUGGUAUCUCCCGCUCAGGAAGGCACCCUUCGCUACGGUGUAACACGUUGCCGAGCCGGAGAACCCUGAAGAACUCCAGAUUAGUUUGUAAGAAGGAAGACGUCCAUGUUUGCAUCAUGUGUUUACGAGCCAUCAUGAACUACCAGUACGGCUUCAACAUGGUCAUGUCCCACCCGCACGCUGUGAACGAAAUUGCACUGAGUCUCAACAAUAAAAACCCCAGAACCAAAGCUCUCGUUUUGGAGCUGUUAGCGGCCGUUUGUCUCGUCCGGGGAGGACACGAAAUCAUCCUCUCUGCGUUCGAUAACUUCAAGGAGGUCUGCGCCGAGACGCAGAGGUUCGAGAAGCUGAUGGAGCAUUUCAAGAACGAAGACAACAACAUCGACUUCAUGGUGGCCUGCAUGCAGUUCAUCAACAUCGUGGUCCACUCGGUGGAGGACAUGAACUUCCGCGUGCACCUGCAGUUCGACUUCACCAAGCUCAGCCUGGACGAGUACCUGGACAAGCUGAAGCACACCGAGAGCGACAAGCUCCAGGUGCAGAUCCAGGCCUACCUGGACAACGUGUUCGACGUGGGGGCCCUGCUGGAGGACGCCGAGACCAAGAACGCGGCGCUGGAGCGCGUGGAGGAGCUGGAAGAGAACAUGUCUCACAUGACGGAGAAGCUGCAGGACACAGAAAACGAGGCUAUGGCCAAGAUUGUGGAGCUGGAGAAACAGCUGAUGCAGAGGAACAAGGAGCUGGAUUCCAUCCGGGAAGUGUACAAGGACGCCAACAGCCAGGUGCACACGCUGCGCCGGAUGGUGAAGGAGAAGGACGAGGCCAUCCAGCGGCAGUGCCACCUGGAGAAGAAGAUCCACGAGCUGGAGAAGCAGGGCUCCAUCAAGGUCCAGAAGCGGGGCGACGGAGACAUCGCCAUCCUGACCUCCGGGUCGCCCGACGGCGAGGGCGGGGCCGGGGCCUACGCGGGCGGGGCCAUCAGCCCCCUGGGCCCGCACGCCGGGGGGCUCCUGGGCGGGGCGUCCCCGCCUCUUCCCCCUCCGCCACCUCCGCUGCCGGCGUCGGGGUCUGUGCCAAACGGGCCUUCGGGUACCUCCGCCCCGCCCCCGCCCCCUCCGCCUCCCCCUCCUCCGCCCCCGCCCCCUCCCCCACCCCCUCCCCCGGGCCCGGCCGUGGACAUCUCCCCGCCCAUGGCCCCGCCCCCGCCCCCCGUGGCCCCGCCUCUUCCUGGCUGCGGGUCCCCCACCGUCAUCUUCAACUCGGGCCUAGCAGCGGUGAAAAUCAAGAAGCCCAUCAAGACCAAGUUCCGCAUGCCGGUGUUCAACUGGGUGGCACUGAAGCCCAACCAGAUCAACGGGACCGUGUUCAACGAGAUCGACGACGAGAGGAUCCUGGAGGAUUUGAACGUGGACGAGUUCGAGGAGAUGUUCAAGACCAAGGCGCAGGGCCCGGCCAUCGACGUGACGGCGAGCAAGCAGAAGGUCAUCCAGAAGGGCCCCAACAAGGUGACGCUGCUGGAGGCCAACCGGGCCAAGAACCUGGCCAUCACGCUGCGGAAGGCGGGGAAGACGCCGGAGGAGAUCUGCAAGGCCAUCCAGAUAUUCGACCUGCGCACGCUGCCCGUGGACUUCGUGGAGUGCCUGAUGCGCUUCCUGCCCACGGAGAACGAGGUGAAGGUGCUGCGGCAGUACGAGCGCGAGCGCAAGCCGCUGGAGAGCCUGACGGACGAGGACCGCUUCAUGAUGCACUUCAGCAAGAUCGAGCGCCUCAUGCAGAAGAUGACCAUCAUGGCCUUCGUGGGCAACUUCGCCGAGAGCGUCCAGAUGCUCACCCCGCAACUUCAUGCGGUUAUUGCAGCAUCGGUGUCAAUAAAAUCAUCGCAGAAGCUGAAGAAGCUUCUCGAGAUCAUCCUGGCCCUGGGGAACUACAUGAACAGCAGCAAGCGUGGAGCGGUCUACGGCUUCAAGCUGCAGAGUUUAGACUUGCUGUUGGACACCAAGUCCACCGACCGGAAAAUGACGCUGUUGCACUACAUAGCUAACGUGGUGAAGGACAAAUACCAGCAGGUCUGCCUGUUCUACAACGAGCUUCACUAUGUGGAGAAAGCAGCGGCAGUGUCGCUGGACAACGUGCUGCUGGACGUGAGGGAGCUGCAGAGGGGCAUGGAGCUGACCAAGCGGGAGUACAGCAUGCACGGCCACAACACGCUGCUCAAGGACUUCAUCGCGCACAACGAGGGCAAGCUCAAGAAGCUCCAGGACGACGCCAAGAUCGCGCAGGACGCUUUUGACGAUGUGGUGAAGUUCUUCGGGGAGAACGCCAAAACGACGCCCCCUUCGGUGUUCUUCCCCGUGUUCGUGCGCUUCGUCAGGGCCUACAGGCAAGCGGACGAGGACAACGAGCAGAGGAAGAGGCAGGAGCAGAUGCUGAUGGAGAAGCUUCUGGAACAGGAGGCCAUGAUGGACCAGCAGGACCAGAAGUCCCCAUCCCACAAGAACAAGCGGCAGCAGCAGGAGCUGAUCGCCGAGCUGAGGAAGAAGCAGGUGAAGGACAGCCGCCACGUGUACGAGGGCAAGGACGGCGCCAUCGAGGACAUCAUCACCGUUCUGAAGACUGUGCCGUUUACCGCCCGAACCGCCAAGCGGGGCUCUCGGUUCUUCUGCGAGCACACGCACACUGAGGAGAUCCAUUACUAAAACUAUGCUCUCUCUCAGAAAGGAUCUCCGAAAUCAGCCCUACAGACGAGCUGACGCGGUGAGGAGGAGUGUCAGGAGGCGCUUUGAUGAUCAGAACUUGCGGCCGGCGAACAGCGCGGAAGUGGCCAUGUGAAGGAUACGCGGACGUGACGGGAAAGGGGGGGGGGAGCUUCGCACCCCCGCGGAAAAAGACUGAGCUUUCGCUACGAAGGAUCGCUCUGUAGGGAGGGGGGAGAAGGAACGGGAACGGGAGGGGGAGGGUAUGAAGCGUAAAGAUUUUUGGAAACCUUGGACAAGCUAAGUGCCUAAAUGAAAUUCGGACGAUUACUUCAAGCAAUAUGACCCGGCCUGGCUGUAGUAGUUUCUCAAAUGACUUUUUAUUUUAUUUCUUUCCCUCGAUUUUUUAAAAAACUGGACACAAACGUCUGUAAGGAAAGGACCCUUAAGUCUUUCCUUGGAAAGCGUUCGAAUGUAAGGAAUGUUGUUAUGGAGCUGUUCUGUCGAAGGUAAUUCCACAACAGUCGCGUACUAUGAAGUUCCAUAGUAUCCUAAUACAUUCCGGUGCUGCUGCCUUUAGCCUUGAAAUUUAUAAUGCUCGUUGGCUGCACUUUUUAAAAAAAACAUCAGCUUUUACCUUUUUUACUCAGCGGCUAAUGGCUUUUUUUAAAAAGAGAAGGUACCCCGUUUAGUGUGGACCGGCUAUAAGAAAGAAAAUUUACCCUCAGCAAACGUAUAAGAAAGUUGUCAAAGGGUUUUUGAACCAGUUGCUCACAAAGCAAGGAAAGCGCAGGUGUGGAGAAAUGGGCGGAGUUAACAGGGCAAGGCGGCGCUCUAAAGACGAGACAAAGCUAAUGUGAAUUGUACAUAGGCCACGCCCCCCCAUACUAAGGUAUUAAUAUCUCAUUCAUCAGUGUUAUGGUUAGUGGACCAAGCCGUAAAAAGACAACCCUGUACAGUGUGACGAGAUCAUCUACUGAAGUAGAGCUUCAGCGCCAUUCAGUUGCAACGCAGCUGUGUUUGUCGAGUGUGCCGACAGAGGGACAAAUCACUUUUUUGUGGGGGGGGGGGGGAAGGGGUAGGGGAACAGACCACAUGGAAGAUGUGUCCGAAGGUUAGACGCACUUUCACCAAAGCCUAGGGGCCGCAGACAAGGCGCCAAGGGCUACUUGAGUAGAUUGUCGCGAAUUGCCAUGAUUUUUUUUCAUGAAACUGAACUGGAUUCUCAUUUUUGUACUUUCUGGGAAAAAAAAACAGCUUUUUGGCUAACGGAUCUAGGCGUUUGUGUCUACUCACCGUCUUUGUAAGUUUAAUGUAUAGUAUUUAACCACUGAAACUGUUUCCAUUCGGUUUUUUGCUCAUACGGCCCUCUUUUACGGGAGUUCCAGUUGUUUUUUGAUAACGUGUAGUUAUAUUAAAAACGCGGCGAAACAGGCAUUCACAGACUUUUUCUAAAUGUACAGAUAUUUUGCUACAGAAUUACCAUUUUUGUCUCAUUUCCCUCAACGUAGCUUAAGGUCAACAUUGUACAUAUUGUUUAAACGGAAGGUUUGCCACACACUGUGCUAUACGGUUUGAAUGUUAUUUUAACUUAUAGUUUUUUGUGUUCUGUUUUGUAUAUUUAAUGAAGCAGUGAAGGAGGGCGGGGCUCAGCGGCGAGACGGAGAGAGAGAGCGUUUAAAUGGAAAGACCUCUCACGCUGAGCAGAACGCCCCGCGUCAUGCCUGCCUGGCGAUAAAGAGGCUUUCGACCUUUGACCUUUUCAGUGAAGCUUUUACCGGUCUGUUGACCCUAAAACACCCACUCCAUAGCAUGUGCACCAACUGUAUUUCUUUAACAAAUCUACAUGUUACAUAUGUGAACUCUUGACUCCGUUUCAUCUUUAGACAGGACAAUAACGGGCAUGGUUUUUUUUCCCCCGCAAUGUAUUAUAGGUAAUAAUUGCUUAUUUGCAACAUACUUUUUAAUAACACAACUCAGUUAGACCUCUGAUUUCUGAUUUCAAUGGUUAUGAUCAAAUAAACUAUUUACACAUUUA